This is a messenger RNA of Ambispora leptoticha, 1704 nucleotides long. NCBI's taxonomy places the organism in Eukaryota, Fungi, Glomeromycota, Glomeromycetes, Archaeosporales, Ambisporaceae. The record is from the annotation of a GenBank genome assembly.
AUGGGCUCGAGCUCAGAAAAUUCGUUAUAUCCGAAACGAAGGAAUUUCCGAAAAAGAAGUUACAAACAACUGCAUCCAUACAAACUAGACAAGUACAUUGCUGAGAAACAAGGAGUUCCUGUUUAUGUUGACAGUAAUCCGGGUCUUGGAAUGGUAGACGAUAGAGAAGAGGAAAAUGAAAAUGAAGCAUAUAGAGACCCGCGUCCGUCACUUCGGAAAGUCUUAUCAGAAGAGAAUAAAUAUCCUGAGAAAGUCGGGGAUAAUUCCGAUGCUGACGAUGAUUUAAUUGUAUCUGCAUUACCGCCCCAAAGAACAUAUGCUUUCUCAAAAACAACAUCAGCGAAUACUAAAAUCUCAUCAUCUAUAAAACAAACACCGUCACCACCAAAGAAAAUAGAAUUAGAAAUGUAUCAAAAGAUCCCGCAAUUUGAAGAAAGUACAUUUCAAAAUUAUUUUGAAAAUUUCAAAGCACGCGUGAAAAAUCAAAGUCAACACGAAAAUUGGAACUCGUGUAUUCUACGACACGUUGGAACUUUGUCAUCGCGUGUUCAAGAAUUUCAUUCCGAAGAGGAUCCCGUGGAUCGAGCACUAGGCAACUGUUGCGAGGUGUUUUGCUUUUUGGCCGGAAACAUUCCCAGAUAUAUUCGUCCGUUGUCAAUAUCUGAGAGUAUUGAACAGUUUGAUAUGAUAAUGUCUAGUAAAAAAUUUGGAAGCGCGUCACUGUUAAAACGAUCGUAUUAUUUGAAGCAUGCCAAAGAGCUGGUGAUGUUGAUUAAAAAACGAGGUGCAAGUGAUACAGAGUUUCUCAAAAUGUGUCAUUUGAUUUGGUCGCGUUUCAAAUCGAUUAUUGGAGAUUAUAUUGUUUAUAAAAAUACGAAAGAGGCAUCAUCUUAUCAUCUGAUGGAGCAGAGUUUGAUAAAAGGAUUGGAAUCAAUGGAAAUUAUUCUACAAAGUGUCGAUACUGUGCAAGAUACCCAGGAAAAUCGAAUAUUAUUUGCGGAUCUAAGUCGUCGACUAUAUAAUCUAUCAAACUUUAUUUUCAAUAAAGAUAUCAGAAAGGAGAGAUAUCAAGAGACGCAUAUUGAAUUACGAUUAAAAUCCGUUGCCUUUUUCGCUGAGCUUGCGUGGAUAACACACAAAAACUUUCAGGCAUCAAGUCAGGAUAGUUUAAAAACUAAUAUCAAUGACUGGAUUCGUGGAGAAUACAGCUACAGAUGGAAUCACAACACUGACGCGCGUCGACAGAUUUCAUUAAUUUUCUGUGCAAAUUUGAUAAAAAAGAAGGAUGACGACAAUAUAUUCUUGUCUUUCAAAGAUGAAUUCAUUGACGUAUGGUUCGAGACAAUUCUGAAUGACACUGAAUAUCUACAAGAGACACAACGCGACUACAGCGAAAAAUUGAAAAGAUUAAUACGUAAUCAUUAUAACAAUGAUCCGACUAGCGAUCAUUUCCCGGAUCAUGCUAUUUUCGAGAAAUGGGAUUGGUUUGGCGGGUGGCGACAAAAAGUCGAAUCACUUAAUUGCUUAUUUGGUGCUAUUAAAGCACGGUGCAGUAUCGCGUCAAAGAGUUGGGAGAGAAAAGUGCGGUGUCAAAAUAUUAUUGUGUUUUUGAAAUCCUGCGAUGAGAGUUUCGAAUUAGACCAUCAAGAGGACGUGGAAAAUUUGAAAAUAACGGCGACAAGAGUUCGUAGUGAAUUGUCGUAA